AUGGAAAUACAACAUAAGAGAAGCAUGAGGCAACACUGUGCCCUCAAACAUGGAAUACUCAAGGAAUUCCUGGCAGAAUUCCUGGGGACAUUUGUUUUGGUUCUGUUUGGCUGCGGCUCCGUCGCUCAGACCGUCCUCAGCCGAAACAGCCUGGGUGAGCCUCUCACCGUCCACAUCGGCUUCUCCGUGGGACUGAUGAUGGCGGCAUACGUGGCCGGUGGGGUUUCAGGGGGCCAUGUGAACCCUGCUGUGUCUCUGGCCAUGGUGAUUCUGGGCAAACUGAAGAUUUGGAAGUUUCCCUUCUAUGUCAUGGCUCAGUUUCUUGGUGCUUUUGCUGGAGCUGCUGCAGUCUUUGGAUUAUACUAUGAUGCUUUCAUGGACUUCACCAGUGGGAUUCUGUCAGUGACGGGGAUCAAUGCAACAGGUCACAUUUUUGCUUCCUACCCUGCGAGACACCUAUCAAUCCUCGGCGGCUUCAUCGAUCAGGUGGUGGGGACCGGUAUGCUGGUCCUGUGUAUCUUGGCCAUUAUUGAUGGUGAAAACAUCGGAGCUCCCAAAGGCGUGCAGCCGCUGGCCAUCGGCCUGAUCAUCAUGGCCAUCGGUGUGUCCAUGGGACUGAACUGUGGCUACCCCCUGAACCCGGCCAGAGACCUGGGACCCCGGCUGUUCACAGCUGCAGCGGGAUGGGGGAUGGAGGUCUUCAGCACUGGAGACAACUGGUGGUGGAUCCCUGUGGCGGGGCCCAUGGUGGGGGGCGUGGUGGCAGCCGUCAUCUACUACCUGCUCAUCGAGAUGCACCACCACCGCGAUGCGCCCGAGAAGCCCCACGUGGAGGAGGAGGAGGAGGAGGAGGAGGAAGACGAGGACGACGAGGACAGCAGUCUGAAGGACAAAUAUGAGAUGAUCACGAUGAGCUAAGAUGCAAAAAAAAGACGGUAACCUUCUUCCAUCGGUAAAGACAGGCCUCCUCUGUCAGUGUCCACACCAGUGUUGCAAUUUAACAUGUUAUGUUUCAUAAACACAUGAAAAUCUCAGUCCUGUUUGCUUAACAUUGUUAUUAAUGUUCAUAUGUAUGUUGUAAAUACUGUAUUAUAGAUAUUAGACCCUUUAUUUGGCUAUAUUUAACAGUUGGUACUGGACUAAUAGUUUUACAAUACUGCCAGUCUCCUUUUAUGUUUGCUCCC
Messenger RNA from Cyclopterus lumpus (lumpfish), 1184 nucleotides. Its product is annotated as aquaporin-9-like. Bases 1 to 918 code for a protein of 305 amino acids. Gene Ontology annotation, biological process: water transport; glycerol transmembrane transport. Lineage: Eukaryota; Metazoa; Chordata; Actinopteri; Perciformes; Cyclopteridae. The transcript is spliced from 6 exons. Gene Ontology annotation, molecular function: glycerol channel activity; urea transmembrane transporter activity; water channel activity. Gene Ontology annotation, cellular component: plasma membrane; basolateral plasma membrane. The record is from RefSeq and is a predicted model, not a curated record.